Messenger RNA from Porites evermanni, 18294 nucleotides. Lineage: Eukaryota; Metazoa; Cnidaria; Anthozoa; Scleractinia; Poritidae. The record is from the annotation of a GenBank genome assembly.
CAUAGUAACUUUUCAGGGCGCAAAAACAAGUGGCGGGAGCUCGUCUAUCCAAAGUUUUACAGCACUCUCUCACUUUUUAGAGCUGUGCGAUACAAAGAAAUGGAAGAAGAUUCUCCAGAAAGAUCUGGAGCACAAUCUCGCGUUUCAAGCGCAGCCUCCUCUCAUUAUAACGAAGAAGAUCAUGGGUAUGAAGACGGCGAAGUGAGAGCUUCUCCGACGUCACUUGUAAGUCUUUAGUGACACUUUAUACUUGAGCUCACUAUUAGUUCUUUCCAUAAGAGUAAAUGGUUAUAGGUAACGCUGCGUCUUCUGUUUCUCAGAAUAUGUCGUGGUCGUUUGGCGUAAACAAACAUGUCCCUGUUCACAAUUUGUCAGAUGGGAAUCGAAAGGUAACAGUGAAAAUUAAAUUGUUCACGAAUCUAUUUUUAGUAAAGAAUCUUCCAUACAGAUAAGGUGCUUCCUAAUAAAACAAUUUUUUGGCUUUUAGGUGGCCUUGUUUGUGUGUGCACAUGUCGGUGUUAUGUUUGACUGGGAAGGAAAUAAACAACAGCUUCUUCAAGGGCAUGUAAGCUUCACACUUGUAUUUAAUAUCCGUACCCCCCUCUCCCGGUUGCGGACCUACAUUGUACCUUUUCCUCUUACCCCUGAAGAUAAAAAAAAAAUGCUUUCACCCCUGAAGACUUCCAUAAAAUAUGGAUCUUCCCCCUGUCAAUUGCUGAAGAAUAUGGCACUACCCUUGUAGAAUGUGGCUCAACUACUGAAGAAUAUGGGUAAAUCCUUGAAGAAUUUCAUGAAAAUUAAAGCUUCUCCCUGGAAGAAGUCCAUAUUUUUUCACCCUGCCGGUUAAAAAAUCCUCAAUUUUUAUAACUUACCCCUGAAGAAUUCCAUUGGUCCUCAACCAGGAGGGCGGGGUACAGAUAUUUAAUGCAAUGGCCCAUUUUGAAAAUGGAAUCUGUUCCGCUACAUACUUUUUCUUUGUACCCGUUUGGGAGCUGUGCAGAGCUGUCAUUAAGCACUGUAACCCAUAACACUUGUUAUGGUUGAGCACUCUUGAUGUUAUGGGUAAUCAAAGUGGAAAGCCAAGGAUGGCACUGUAGAUUAUUAUGAGAUGUUACGGGUGAAUCUUUAGUUGUUACGGGUGCUUAGAAACUUAAUGACAGCCCUGCUGUGCACUAUUAAGUUUUUUAAUGGUGCUUUUUUAUUCCUUGCUAUGUGUUUACUAAGUGUAAUGCUAUCAGCUGUACUUGUGUCAGUGAAGACAGGAGGUGGAUUGCAACAGCAGACAGAGGCAAGGACAGUAUGGUCAUCAUUUGGGACUCAUUUACAACGUAAGAUUAUAGAAUAUAUUUUGUAGACGCAGUUAUUGCAGUAAACAACAAAGAGCGCCAGCUUACCGUAAAAUUCCGAAAAUAAGCCCCGGGGCUUAUAUUUUUCAAAGGCCCUUUUUGAGGGACUUAUAUUCGGAGGGGCUUAUGUGCGGAGGGAAAUUUGCGUUUCAAAAUCAAUUGGGCUAGCUUGUUGUGGGAAGGAAAUUUAUCGUUUUUGUUUUGUUUUACUUUGUAUAUUCAGAGGGGCGAUUUAACGGAGGGUUUUUUGGGUUAUGAUUUUGGGGGGCUAAUAUUUGGAGGGGCUUAUACAUGGAGGGGCUUAUUUUCAGAAUUUUACAGCAUGUUAUUGCUCAGCACCCUGGGGAGGGAGGAUCUGGGUUUGGGGGUACUCCUAUAAAAUUACUCUAGGGGUGUACUGUUGAGUCUUUGAAACUGUUCCAGAGAAAAUAAGAUGGAUUGUCAAAAAUCACGAUAAUCAUCAUCAUCAUCAUCAUCAUCAUUUUAACAAAUAGAUUCCAUGUUGUCAUGCGUCUGUUCAGUAAUAGAUCACAGAUGACGUCAAAUGUGGUAAAAACAAAGUAGUGGCACACGAGCCGCAGGCAAAUGUGUCACUGAUGUUUUUACCACAUUUUGACGUCUUCUGUGAUCUAUUACUGAACAGACCCACGGUAACGUGGAAUCUAUUAUUUGUUUUAUACAAUGAUCAGAAAAGUGUUAAGACUGAUACACAUAAGCUUACCUGCAUCAUGCCGCUUGACUGUUCAAGGAUUUGUGCUAGUUUGGCUAAUUUUAAGUCUCAAGUGUUAUUUUAGGUCUUGACUUCUUUUCUUCUUUAUGUACAGUUUCUUCAAAAAGUGUUUUAAUGUCUUGACUUUCUCAAAGCAGAAUAAUGGCAAAAACAUUUUGCAAAACAGCAAGUCUCUCAUAGCGAUGACACACGAUGGCAACUGAUGUGAAGAUUUCUUGCAGUUUAGGCAUUCUCAAAUUGUCAAGAACUCUUCCUGUUUCCAUUUCUCCAAUUUUUCUUCUUUGUAUUUAGCUUCUGCUAAACUUUUUACGGGGCUUUCACAUGCUUCAUUCAAAAUUAUAUCACAAACAUUUCAAAACUGCGCACCAUGUUAACGAAACAAGGAAAACAAGUUUCUCGUGACAUCAUCCAUUUAUCUGUACUCUGAUAGAUCAUGGGUAACAACCAAUCACAGUGUACGUAGCAUUCACAUCAUUGUAAAAAUAAUUAAAUAUUAUUGUAAUGAUUAUUAUUCAUACAAUGUAUUAUUGUAAAGAGAUGUCAUACUAUAAUAAGUGUGUCGUUCAAAGUGUGUGUGAUAAGCUUAGCUGAUCAAGCAUGCUCCUCUUUCAGUGAGGUAGUUAACCUUUAGAUUGAUUUUGUUCCUAUCAUAAUAUCAGAACAAAUACAUAACAUUAUAACGUUGUUUUUUUUACAGGCCAGGGUUGAUUAGUUUAAUAUAAUAUUAUUCUCUCUUCUUUAUGUGUGUAUUAUGUUCACAUUAACAUGUGUAUGCCUCACAGGAUUCCAGUUCAGACUAUAUUUGAAGCACAUUCUGAUGGCUGUGCUGCUAUUGCGAUGUCACCUGAUGCCAAGUAUAUUGCAACAAUAAGCAGCACACUCCCACAGGUACAUAAUAUUUAAACAUACCCUGUAUGAUAUCAGGGAUUGAAAAAACUUGAAUUCCGGCUUGUCCUUGGGACAAGAAGCUCUCUUAUUUUGCUCGCCUGGAGCCACUUCUUGCUCCUCUUAGUUUAUGCAUUCGUGAGAGGUUGACUUGCCUAGACCCUUACCCUUUGGGCAAGUAAGCUUUAAAAGCUACUCGCCCAGCUAGAAUAUUUUACUGGUCCUGGACUAGUGGAAGGGACUUUUUUUCAAGCCCUGAGAUAAAUGUGAUGUUUUUGGUUUCUCUAUGUCAUGACUUCCUUUUAAUUAGUUGCUGUUGUCAUUGAAUAGUUGUGUCUGUUAACCAACUAUGUUACACAUUUUGCUUAGGGCUUGUUGAUAAAAAAAUGCCUCAGCUCUUGCCCUGAGCAAUUGUAUUAAAAGAAGCUAUGUGUUUGACCUGAUUUAAUGAAUUACAUCACUUCACGCACUGUGGUUUUUUUGGAUAAGUGAUUAGUGAGUCAGGUAUGGAGGUCAACAGUUAAGCUUUUUGGUGUCUCCUUAUUAGAAAAUUUAUACUACUACGUGAGAAAUUUCUGCAAUUUGAUUAGCUUAGAGCAGUGGUAUUUCAGCUUAAUUUGAAAUACCUACAUGUGAAAAUUACAAACCUUUUGUGGGUAGUAGUAUAAACAAAUAAUAGCAUGAUUUGUACAUGAUAUUUGGCAUAAAUACCACUCGUGAUAUCUCAAAAUUGUCUCAAAUUUCACUCGCCUAAUGGCUCAUGAAAUUACGUACAACAAUUUCGAAAUAUCACUCAUGGUAUUUAUGCCAAAUAUCACUACAAAUCAUGCUAUUACCUAUACAAAUUUUCCUCUUUAUAGACAUUGCCUCUGUUUACCUUGGUGGUGUAAAAAGUAUACAAGCUCAGUGUAAUUAAAUUUAUUAUUGUCUGGAGUAACUUUAUCCUUAUCAAGCAUCCCAUCCAAGGUGGAAACUUAAUAGCAAUGCUUUUUGGUUUGCUAUACCUCACAAACUGUGAAAAGCUCUCCUAUAGCUAUGAGAGCCUUCUACAUGGCUUGAGCACACCCUCUCUUGCUUGCUAUUAACAGUAAAGUUAAUUGGACUGUUGGAGAAUUAACACAAUGUUAUGUCAACCAGGAAACAGUCAAUCAUUUAAUUUGAUUAAAGAUUAUUCAUCUGAAAUACAAUUACAUACCACACAAUUACUGAAUGGUUUGAGCAUUUACAAUAUUGUUAUGAUUCAAGUGAGUAAAACUGAACUGAAAAUACAAGAUAGCAAACUGAAACUUACUUCUGUUGCUGGUUUCCCAUAAACGAUAAAUCUCUGGUUUGAAACUGGAACUGGAACUAAAAACUGAUUAAUUGACUUUCCUGAAUCUAUCACAGGUAAAACUGGUGAGCUGAUUAACAGGAAAUUCUUUGUAAUGGAACAGAUCAAAACAGUUAUGGCGUCAACACUGAAUUGAUGAGAAACUCCUGUUAAAUGUGGCUCUUUGUAAAACUGUAACUGCACAAGAGAAAACCAUCUGUGUAACUAACUGAAGUACAAUUUCUUUGAGCCUGCAGAUGCACUAAUCACGAAUAAGAGUAUGAGUUCUUUCAUUAUUGUAACAUUAAUGAAAGUCCUUCUUCCUUUAGACUGUGUCUGUGUGGGAUUGGACCAAUAAUGGUGACACACCUGUUUGUUCUGCAACAUUGGAUGACAACUUUGGAAAGCAGGUCAGAGAUAAAGACUAAAUCUGUUCUAAUGAUAUCCUGGUACAUUUUACUGAUGGUAUUUAAUUUCUUUGAGUCCUCAAAACCUAUUUACUAUCAAGUGAUGUUCUAGUUUUUGUUCUGUUUCAAUAGACGUAUAUCACAUUCAACCCUGAGGACACAAGUCAACUUGUGAGCAACAGUGAGUCGCAAGUGGUCUUUUAUGCAUGGGUAAGCUCAAAGAUUGUGAUAAAAGUUUAUUUGUGAAAGAGUUUUCUUAUUGCUUUUCAUGUCAUAACUAGCUUUUUCUAUUGGUGCAUUUUGCAUGUAAGAUAGUUAAUCUUUGAGUGCAAAUUGCAACACUGCUUGAAGGUGACCUUGACAACUCUGGAAGGUACUUGUACAGUCAGGAGGUAACCUCACACUGAUAAAAUCUGUGGAAUGCUUGCAGUGCACCUGACCUAUAUGUACCUGCUUGUUGGGAAGGAAGUAUGCAGUGAUCAACAAUAAUUUCCAUAUCUUUGUUACCUGCAAGGAUCAUUAAGCUGAUCGGUCAAAGAGCAUGUGAGGCUGUUAGCAGAUAGUGGCCCUUUAAACUCUGAAAGGCUACCACAAAGAAUGCUUGGUUAAUGACAGUGGCAGUGCUGGCUUUGUGAUUGCUUUGAAGUCAUCCAUGCCUAAGUUUCUUCUAGCUUAAUGUGAAAAAUGAAAUUGCUUCAUGUAAACUUAAUUCUUACUCCAGGGUUCUCAUUAAGUGCCAACAGCCAGUUAAAAAGCCAGCAACUUGGAGGUUUGAGUGGUCUACUCUUUAGGGAAAUAGGGUAAUGAGAGAGAGAGAAUGAACGCCUGAAAAUGCCUAUACAGCAUUCAGUUACCAAGCCACCUACUUUUACUUUGUAGCCAUCUACUUGAAACUAAAUGAGAACUCUGUUACUCAGUUGGGCAGAUAAGGGGAUAUGUAGGGAAUUUUGUUGUUACUUUAAUUGCUUUAAUCAUGAAUAAAUUGUCCUUUUUAUCUAAUGUCUAGGAUAACAAGACCCUGGAGUAUGUUGCUCCCCCCCUUACAGACAAGGUAAUUUGUGAAUCCAUUGUUGUUUUGCAAACUUUCGGAAAUACAGUGUAUGCUAUUUAUUUGUACUUAUGAUCAGUUGUUGAACUUUUGAACCCCUAAGAGUGCUCAAAAUCAAAAUUUAAGGGAAAAAUAGUCAUAGAGAGAAGUUACUGUUUUAAUUUUUAAAAACGCUCUUAAUAUAAAUUGUCAAUCAAAAUGUCUAAUGGUUCUGACUUCAAAUGUUGCUUUCAGGACUUCAAUCGUAGUGUAAGUGAGUAAAACUGAACUGAAAAUACAAGAUAGCAAACUGAAACUUACUUCUGUUGCUGGUUUCCCAUAAACGAUAAAUCUCUGGUUUGAAACUGGAACUGGAACUAAAAACUGAUUAAUUGACUUUCCUGCAUCUAUCACAGGUAAAACUGGUGAGCUGAUUAACAGGAAAUUCUUUGUAAUGGAACAGAUCAAAACAGUUAUGGCGUCAACACUGAGUUGAUGAGAAACUCCUGUUAAAUGUGGCUCUUUGUAAAACUGUAACUGCACAAGAGAAAACCAUCUGUGUAACUAACUGAAGUACAAUUUCUUUGAGCCUGCAGACGCACUAAUCACAUGUUACACCAAGUCUGUUUCAUUAUUGUAACAUUAAUGAAAGUGUUUCUUCCUUUAGACUGUGUCUGUGUGGGAUUGGACCAAUAAUGGUGACACACCUGUUUGUUCUGCAACAUUGGAUGACAACUUUGGAAAGCAGGUCAGAGAUAAAGAAUGAAUCUGUUCUAAUGAUAUCCUGGUACAUUUUACUGAUGGUAUUAAGUCCUCAAAACCUAUUUACUAUCAAGUGAUGUUUUAGUUUUUGUUCUGUUUCAAUAGACGUAUAUCACAUUCAACCCUGAAGACACAAGUCAACUUGUGAGCAACAGUGAGUCGCAAGUGGUCUUUUAUGCAUGGGUAAGCUCAAAGAUUGUGAUGAAACUUUAUUUAUGAAAGAGUUUUCUUAUUGCUUUUCAUGUCAAAACUAGCUUUUUCCAUUGGUGUAUUUUGCAUGUAAGAUAGUUAAUCUUUGAGUGCAAAUUGCAACACUGCUCGAAGGUGACCUUGACAACCCUGGAAGGUACUUGUACAUUCACAAGAUAACCUCACACUGAUAAAAUCUGUGGAAUGCUUGCAGUGCACCUGACCUAUAUGUACCUGCUUGUUGGGAAGGAAUUAUGCAGUGAUCAACAAUAAUUUCCAUAUCUUUGUUACCUGCAAGGAUCAUUAAGCUGAUCGGUCAAAGAGCAUGUGAGGCUGUUAGCAGAUAGUAGCCCUUCAAAGUCUGAAAGGCUACCACAAAGAAUGCUUGGUUAAUGACAGUGGCAGUGCUGGCUUUGUGAUUGUUUUGAGGUCAUCCAUGCCUAAGUUUCUUCUAGCUUAAUGUGAAAAAUGAAAUUGCUUCAUGUAAACUCAAUUCUUACUCCAGGGUUCUCAUUAAGUGCCAACAGCCGGUUAAAAAGCCAGCAACUUGGAGGUUUGAGUGGUCUACUCUUUAGGGAAAUAGGGUAAUGAGAGAGAGAGAGUGAAAGCCUGAAAAUGCCUAUACAGCAUUCAGUUACCAAGCCACCUACUUUUACUUUGUAGCCAUCUACUUGAAACUAAAUGAGAAUUCUGUUACUCAGUUGGGCAGAUAAGGGGAUAUGUAGGGAAUUUUGUUGUGACUUUAAUUGCUUUAAUCAUGAAUAAAUUGUCCUUUUUAUCUAACGUCUAGGAUAACAAGACCCUGGAGUAUGUUGCUCCACCCCUUACAGACAAGGUAAUUUGUGAAUCCAUUGUUGUUUUGCAAACUUUCGGAAAUACAGUGUAUGCUAUUUAUUUGCACUUAUGAUCAGUUGUUGAACUUUUGAACUCCUAAGAGUGGUCAAAAUCAAAAUUUAAGGGAAAAGUAGUCAUAGACAUAGAGAGAAGUUACUGUUUUAAUUUUUAAAAACGCUCUUAAUAUAAAUUGUCAAUCAAAAUGUCUAAUGGUUCUGACUUCAAAUGUUGCUUUCAGGACUUCAAUCGUAGUGUCGGCCUGUACAGUCAGUCCAUUUUUCAGCUUCAGUCUCCCAGAGCCCUCACUGCCACAAGCUGUGGUAACAUUGUAGUUUGGGAACAUGCUGGGGGCGACCUCAAGUGCAACAGAAAAGCCUUCAAGAUUGUCAAAUUGCAGGAAAAAGGUCUUACAGUCCUCACUACUACUGACAAGUAAGAAUCAAAGACGUGUUAUUAAGGUGUUUUGAUACAGUUUUUAGAAGACUGUGCUAUACACUAUUCCUUAUUAGUUACAGGAAGGUGGCCCUCCCUAAGUGAAAUCAUCAUUAAUUUGCAUCACUCACUGGUUUUGGAUUGAAGUUUGAAAUCAAACAGUUUCUGGUAAAACUGAUAUUACGAUGGCAAUAAAAAACAAAAGAGUUCGAAAUCAGCAAAAUGUAAAUUAGGCCAACCUUGUGCUGCCAUUGAAAGUCCAACCUCUUGUGCAAGAAAAAUUCAGUUGGGUCAAAUUUCAAUAUAUUGUCAAGACAUUUCAAUCUUCAUUCUUUUUAUUACAGUAACAAAAGCACCAUAAUCAAAUUCUGUAUUUUCUAAAAAUUAAUUAUUCAGAGUUAGUGUCACACUUAAAGACCAAGAGUUAUGUACCAACCCUUUAAGGUUGUAGUAAGGCUGUCUAGUGUAGUAUUGUUGGGGUAGAUGUAUUUACUGGGUAGGGUAUAUACCAUGUUUUUCAAAGUUUUGGUAACUAAUUAAAUUAUAAUAAUAUCCUUUUAUUCUAGGUACAUUGUGACAGGUGACAUUUCUGGUCAUGUGCGAUUUCUCGAUCAGCAGCUGAGGCUUACAAAUUGGUAUGACUGAUUUGUCUUUUGAAACAUGUCUAAAUGAAGAAUGCAAAAGUAGGUGGGGAAGUGGGCAUUGAGCCAUCACUACUGUCACUUUACAUUAAUUUAGUGAUGGUGGCAAGUAUUUUUGUGGAACGUUGUUGGGAUAAUUAGCACUGUUUAUUAAAAUGAGUGAUUCAAGAAAAUAUCUACCUCUACCUCAUGCAGGGUCACUGGAAAAGUUUCCUUCAGGCUUUCAGCCUGAUAUUUAAGCAAAACUAGUAUUUUUAGAGGGAGAGGGCUCAAACCAAAUGAACCCUCUAGUGGAGGAAGUUUGAGUAUUUUCUGGAACAAUAUAAUAAUGAUAAUGAUAAUAAGAAUAAUUAUGAUAACAAUAAUGAUAAUAAUAAUGACAUCAUGAUAAUGAUAAUAAUAAUAAUAAUAGUGGUAGUAGUAGUAGUAGCAGUAGUAGUGGUGGUACGGUGGUGGUGGUGGUGGUAGUAGUAGUAGUAGUAGUAGUAGUGGUAGUAGUUGUAAUGAAAAUAAAAAUAAUAAUAAUUUUAUUGUUGGAUGUCAUUCUCAUCACUGCUUUUUUCAGUUCACUGACCUGUCUUGUUCACCUAUAAUUUUUGUUUUUGCCCUCUAAAUCCUUCCUUGUUUUAGUCAUUCCUAUAUACCACAAUUUACAGGUACAAACACUUCAAUGCAGGACCAAUUAAUGCAGUGUCAUUUUCUUAUUCACCCAAACCAGCUGAUGCACAGUAAGUCUAGAACUUAUAAAGCAGUAUUUUUUGUAAACUGUUAUUACCGGUAGCUUGAGAGCACAACUACUGACAGCCUUUGUGGGAAAAGGAAAAGCCCACUGCAGUUAAAACUUUCUGUACCUUGAUUCCCAAACUUGAAUCUUCAGUAAUUCAGUUCACAGGUCUUUUUGAGAUAAAAAAAUAUUCCAGUUUACUAGUGUGUUGCAGUCAUUUUACAAGUAUGAUGAAGAAACAUGCUGAAUUUAUUUAUUAAUAAUGUGUAUAUUUCCUUUUUAGGACUCCACAGGAAAAAACAAACUUUCCUGCUAGCUCAACUUUAGAUGGCAGUCCAUUUUUGGUGAAUGAUUUUGUGAUCAGUACUUCAACAGCCAACGUAGCUCAUUUUGUUACAAAUGGAAGUGAACUUCAGGUAUGAACUUUCUGUUAAUGAGGUUUCCAGAUAGGAAAAUCACUGAAUGUUUCUUUUUCAGUCAUCUACAUUAUUCAGGGUUUGCUUUUAUUAUCCCCAAUUAGCUGUAUUAGCUAAACUGAUCGACCCUUAAGUAAAGCUUUUCUGUUAAAAAGAAAGUUGUUAUCAGAAAGUCCAGUAAGCACACUUGAAGAAGCUUUUUCACAGUUGUCUAGUUCAUUUUGUUGGUAAUGCCAAUUACAUGACCUUUUUUGCUAUGGAAGUUGUGAAUGGCAAACUUACAGCCUGAUGUCAAGCAAACAUGUCUCCUGUGCCUUAUAUCGAAUCUUACAAACAAAAAAGUUACUUUAAUAAACUGUUAGGCUAAGAAGUUUUCAACACCACAAUUGUAAUCCAUUUCAAUCUUUUCCUUGUCCAUUCCUCCUUUUUGUAUUUGCUGUGCUUUUUAUACCAUCUUUUUGAGUUUUGAGGACGUAUCAAAAAUUUUUUUCUCAGUUCGGUAGCGGUUUGCACUGUUUAAGUUUUGGUGAAUUUUGUGACACAGCGCCUUUUAUAACACACUGUUCUGUUGAUUUUGGAUUGCAGUUUAUUCACAAGGAGCAUGACAGUGAUACUCAUGCAAUAGCUUGUCAUCCCUCAGAGUGAGUAUUUUAUACUGCACGUCAAGUAACAGCAGCAUCACCCUUAAUAUCAUGUUGGAUUCCAUGAUCUUUGACCUAGUUUAUUCCAAAUUUAUCACGGUUAAACAGCUGUUGUUAUCAUUUCAGGCCAAGACUUUGUAUUGGAAGUUUUUCAGGCCUACUCCAACUUUGGGAUUAUGAGAAAAAGUAAGUGGAUAUUCUGUUCAUGUUUGUCACAUGAACCUAUUGUAGUUUAGUGGCCUUAGCUCCCAUGAGUGUCCUGUAGCUCAGUGGUAGAGCAUCUGGACUAGUAAACAGUUGGGAGUACUCAGAUUUUUUCUUCUGAGCCGCCUGUGUCACUAACUGAAAAAACACCUUUCUUAGUAUUCACCAGGCCUAAAAUUCACCAUCACAUUUGCAAUGCAAUUGGUCUGUUAACUGUUUAAUCUCCAGUAUAGUGGGAUUAGACUGAGUUUAUUGAUCCAAACAGAUCAUUUGAAUUUUUAAAGUAUUUAAGAGUUUUAAAAUGUUUUUUGUGUUGUCUGACAGAGAACUGCUGACAAGUCGGGUGUUUGACCAACGCCAGCUGAUGAUUCAGUGCAUGACUUUCAAUCCAACUGGAGAUCUUUUAGGUUGGUUCUCAGAUUACUUACAGUUUGUUAUUUUCUUGUGUGAAGAUAUCAUUUUUUCACGAAAGCUUACCUGAUAUUUCAUUGGUGGUUAAAUAAUUAUAGUUUAACAUUUUUUGUGUUUAUUCUCAGCUAUUGGAUUCACUAAUGGCAGUGUACGUAUUGUUGAUGGUUUGACACUGAAGGAAGAGGGGCGUGGAGAUGGACUUGCCGUGUUUAACCAUUGCCAUGACUGCAUCACUAACAUCAAAUUCUCUCAUGACUCAAACUACUUAGCGACCAGUGUGAGUAAUCAUAUCACAUUAAUGUAAGACCAGUCAAUUGUGUAAAUCUGCCUCGCGUUAAAAAAUAUGAUCAUGUGGCAUUUUUGGUUGAUUGUAUUUCAGUCAAACCUUACUUUUUGUCUCUCCAUCACGCAAAAAAUUACAAGUGAAACCAAGGUAGAUCUUGAUCGCAGUAAUUGUUUUUGAUUGAAAUAUUGUAUGGCCAGUUUAAAUGAGUUUACAGGGUCAUAGCCCAAGGUUAUAAAAAUUGUCAGGUUUUCUUUGGGCUCCAGCAAGGCUCCAGAGGUUAUUGACAAGGCUUUAUAUGCAUUUAUUUCUUUCCCACCUUGCAUAAUGGAAUGGUUGUUACUGAUAUCUUGGACCUUAGCCACUGGUGGUGUUCAGGUCAUAAGGGGAGUAGCCUUGCUCGAUGACUAAAGAUGGUGAUGUAGGUCAUUAGCCUGUCUUAUAAUUUUAGAAGUUUUAAUGACAUGUCCUUUCCCUCAGGAUCUAGACCGCUGUGUAACAGUUUUCAAGGCUCAGAAAGACGAUACAGACCAACCUUGGGUUUAUGUUGGCAAACAGAGAGCUCAUUACAAAACUAUUCAUGGUGAGAAAGACUCUAGUAACACCCUUAGAAAAUUGUUGUUUGUAAAAAUAUCAACAAAGGCUUCAGUGUUUCCAGUAUCCCCCAAAUUUUAUGCUGUAAAUCCUCUAAUAGGCCCCCUGGGGGCUUAUUUAUUUCAAGCACAUGAAAUAAGGGAAGGGGGACUAAAGAGAGGCGGAGAGGGGGGCACUAGUAACUACUUCCCCAGAAAACAGGGGGGCUUAUUAAAGAGGGAGUACUUAUUUAAGAGGUGGCCUUAAUCGAGGAUUUACGGUAAAUAUGUUUUUAUUCCUUGAAAAUUAGCCUCAUGUGGUUGAGUCUGCACUGAAAUGGACAGCUCUCCAUAUGACCAAAGAAAGACCUUCAUUCUUUUAUUGAUUCGAUUAUUAUUUUUUUUAUCUACAGAUAUUAGCUUUGGUAUUGCUCUUGAUAGUGACAUACCUUGGCUUCUGUCGCUUGGCCAGGACAGAGUUCUGGUAUGUGUAUAUCCUUUUACACUGUCUUCAGUAGUUUUAUUCAUAGUAGCCUUCAACGCAGGCUUUCUUAGGGCUUGGUCACGGAGGCAUGUUUUGAAGUUGUGUAUAUUGUCAUUGAAAGAUUUAACUGAGGGGUUUUUGAAUUUUUUCUGAAAUAUAUGGACUUACUGGAGUCUCGUGCCAAAUUUAUCGAGGUCUAGAGUGCUCAUCUCCUAGCUUUUGAAUUGCUCUGUGACUGGUCUACUUUUUUUAAUGGCUCGUUUCCUUAGAGGUUCAUUGGGGAGGCUAAUUCAUAUGCUGUCAGUUGUAUGCAUACUUGAAUAUUCUUCUCGUAGUGGCAGAAAAAUGAGCCGGUAAUUAUUAUGUCCACUCAACACAUUCCUAUACCUCGUUCACACCAAUGCUUAAACAUGUUUAAAUAAUGUUUUAGUUUCUUAAUCAUAUUGCAUCACGUGAAAUGUCUGAACAUGUGGUCGAGUUAACAUGGUUACUGUAUGUUGCCAAGCUUUGCUAAGGGACCCUCCUACCCUUGUCUUAGAGAUGACUUCAAUAUAGUAGUCUGCUCCACAGGCGUUCUUUUAUGUCGUCAUGCAAUGCUCCUCCCCUCCUGCGGGGAGGAGCAUUGCGUGACGACACAAAGAACGCCUGUGUAGCAGGCUAACAAAAUAGAGGUCCGAUUACAUGUUUCUUGUCAUUUGUUUUUAACAAGGUGGAGUAUGAUCUUCUAAACAGCAGCACUGAUGACCUCCGUCUUAUCAGCUCAGAGAGAAUUGAACAAAGUGCUGUGCCUCAGUGCUUUGCUUGGUAUCCACCGAUUGUCAAGGAGAACUUCCUUUUAGUGGCUAACGAUCAGGUAAUAGAUCUCUUGUAGGAGAGUCAAAAUUAAUAGAGAGGGGUUGAUUGAAAAGGUUUCUUCAUUUCCUUUUUCACCACUGAUUUGUUAUUUUGUUCUCUAUGCAGUUUAAACUGAAGCUAUACAACUCGACUACAAAAAUGUGUAGACAAACGCUGCUGGGACCAACAUAUGGGACCCCUCUCAGGAGGUACUUGUUUUUACGUAAUGUCUUGCCCGUAUUAGUUUACGUACCUACGUCAUCAGUAUGAUCCUUUUUCAAUCUUCUCCCUCCCCCAUAGGGAGCUCAAGCAGAGGAGUUUGACAUUGAUAUCACUUUAAUUAGCCUUGCUUUAUGUAAACCCAAAGCAAUCGUGAAUAACCUUCAAUAUAGCCUUUGUAGCUAUCGUUUCCGAUGAAUUUACUGGCUCAAAGUUGGAACGAGAAUACCCUGGCUUCAGAGGUGUGACUGUAGAUGAAAGAAACCGUGCUCACGGUGACCUAUCAGGAAUUUUAGAAGGAAAAAAAUUAACAUUUGGAAACCAGGGUAGAACGAGAGCAAAAUAAAACCAAAAAAAAUGUUAAAAAGGGGGCGGGGGUGUGAGGGCUCCCCUCCCUCUCCCUCUUCGUCCCUCUAUUUCGCAUCUCGUCAACUUUCUUGACGGACUCGCGCGGAAAUGCUUGCUACGCAGGUACCCUGGUCCCGUAGAUUUUUCUUGGAAUUUUUCUCCUCUUGAGAGCCCCCCCCCUUCCUCCGCUCUCUGUCACGGAGAGAAUAAUUUCGCGAAAAACCUCUGGGACCAGGGUAGCCACGCGGGCUGCCUUCAAUGAAAAUCCUCUUUAUUAUAACUUGACUGGUUUAUUGUGGUUUGUAUUCUCAGACUAAUCGUGCUUCCAUCAUAUGAGGACAGAACAACGCGAUAUCUUGCCUACAUCACAUUAGACAAGGUAAAGUGUGUAAAAAUGAGCUUAAGCACCGACGACGGCGAAAACGUCACUUUGAAAAUGAAUUCUCGUUUUUCAAACUUUUCCGCGUUUAUUCCAAUUCGUUUGAAAUGUCAAAUGUGGGCAAAUUUCCCUGGAGUUGAUUUCUUGAGGACCGCACCCAAGUUUAGAAAGAGAAAGAAAAAUUCGUCGUCGCUUGUUUACGUCCUCUGUAAAGCUCUCUAAAGCUCCCUACUGCCUGUUUGCGAAGAAAAUGCUUUGGACGAGAGUGUUUGUAUCUUUUUUUGCUGUCCUUCUUCAGGUUGGCCUCCAGAUUUUACCGUUGGAUGGCAAUCCACACAAAACCAUGGCGUUAAUAGCUCAUCCAGAAGGCGUAAGUCUUUUUUCUUAAGCAUCAUACCGGCUUGUAUCUUCUGAGCUAGAUUUAUGUGCUUUAAACUAACUUUACCUAUUUUUGUCCCCGCCUUAUAAAAUCUGCUUAGCUUUUUUUAAUUUUUUUUACUUUUUUCUUAAAAAUAAAGUUGGUUUUGUCAUUUGAGAUUUCAUGUAUUGACUUUUGUGCAAAAAGACGAAAUAAAAACUUGUGUUUCGAACGCUAGAAAAUUGAGAGAGAACAUUCAGAGGUGGUCAGUAACCUUGAUAAAGUGUACUUUUUAUUUAAAGUACACCAAAUUAUCUAUUUAUAUGGCAAAUAACCACACGAGGUGCAAUUUACUAGUAGGAUCUCGAAACCAAAAUGUCAGGAUGCGAGCAACCUUGCCAUUUGAAAGUGAAAGUGCUCUGAGGCAAGAGUUCACACACUAGGAGAGAGAUAUUUAGGCGAGGGAGUAGAACUGAAGUCACUUUAAAACAGCUAUGACUGCAAUAGCUGCAUUUGUUUUUGUUACUGUUUUUUCUUUCUUUCUCAUAGGUGUCUAAUUUAGUGUGCUCAUAUGAUGGGAAAUACGUUUUCACUGCUGGUGGAGAAGACUGCAGUGUAUUGAUGUGGGACAUUAACCUAGAGUAAGUGUUUAACGUAAGGAGCGUGUUCGAUAGCCAAACUAAGAGUCAUACGGUGCAGUGCUCAACAAGUAAAGGAUCUGAGGGCUAUCUCUUGUAUGGAUAUCACAAAAGUCGAAAAGCAUACUUAGGUUCAGGUUGAAAGAUUUUAAACAAUUAUUGAAUGAGGUUUUUCUGAUGUCCGGAAUAAUCAUGUCAGCAGCCGAGCCGAAAGCCGAGGCUGCUCAGUAACACUUACCUAGACCUCGAUUUUUCCGGAUAUCACAAAAACCGAAUCUAAUAACUGCCGUGUUAUAAAUUGUUUUGAAAUAAAUAACGGCAAAUACACCGUCCUACAGUGCUCUUGGAAAUCACGCAUUGCGCGCGCAACCUAGAGAUUGGUCAUUUAUCUGCUAGCAGAUAACUAACUAAUCCGUAGGUUACGUUGAUUUCUAAAAUUGACUUUAGCUCUUAGCCAGUGGGAAGAUAGAUAGUGAGUACAAUGUAUGAUAAUCUUACUUAUUUCAACCUUGUUUCCAUUCUCCUUUAGUGCACUGGAAGCGGCGGCCGCCCUUGGAGGAGAGGGCCUGAUCCCAUUUUAUGGCCUCUUAGAGGGUGGUCGAGAAGGUGAACUGUUUGCUGAACUCGAGGAUUAUUUCUAUUACGCGCAGAUUAGAAGGUCAGUUUCUCUUAGAUUGUUCACUGAUCUUUCUUGGAAGACCUUUUUCUUUGUAAUGUUCUCAUUUAUUAUGCUCAAAAGUUAUCUUUGCUUUAUCCUGUAUAUGAUUACGUGGCCUCAAUUUGGUUGAUAUGUCACUCCGUCCGCCAAUUUGAUAAUUAAAUUUGUAAAUUGGCGGAGCUAUAAUGACUAGAGCUUACAAAUAGCGAAAAAAAAAAUUCAAUGCCCUACCCCUUGUGACUUUCUUAUUUUAGCCAAGGUGUGGACACGACAGACACCAGGCAGGUAUCGACCAAAGUUCCUUUGGCUCAAGUGCCCUACAUUAUGCGAGCCUUGGGGUUCUACCCCACCGAACAGGAGGUAUGUUAUUACAAUUUGGUCAUUGCACACUUGUCUAAGGUAGCACAAGAUCAAAAUAAUAUGUAAUUUUUCUGGGAUGUGAUUGUCAGCAUGUCCUGAGAAUUAACGGAUUUAUAUCAAGUUUGUCUUGGAACCUUAAGAGGUUGAUCAGACAGUCGAAUAUAUCCAAAGGUUUCGAAGUCUUUCCCACAAUGUAGAAAUUCCAAAGAUGUCAUAGGGUUUCUGUUCGCAAUAAAUAGAGCACUCUUCCCUUAUUAAGAAUCCAACAGAAUUUCUAGUCUUGGAAGGGAUCCUUCAAUGCUACAGUCGGUGACAAAAUUAUUAGACGUUUUUAUUGACGUUUUGCCAACUUUAAAAGGGAGAAUAUAAAACUUUCCCGCCCACCUCCUCCAUGCAAAGCUGUAGUGCUGUUCGUGCAACCUGUUGGAAACAACGGACACCAAAACUUUGAAUGGAGGGGAGGAGGGGUGUGGACUGUUUUGUGUUCUCGGAAGUUACCUCAUUUAGGACAGUGUCUCAACAAUUUUGUCGUCGAUUGUAGUUCAUUUCUGGAGAAUUUCCUCUAUUGAAUUUCUCGUUUUUUUUCCAGAUCGAUGACAUGAUUAACGAAUUGAAAUUUCGUGACUACGUUGCUACUGGGAAAUACGUUACUGAAAUCGAUCUUGGUCAAUUCAUUAGACGUAAGUAUUGUACAAAUAACUAAAACGUGGUACACUCGCUGACUUGCAACACAACAAAAACUCCAACGUUUUACUAUGCCGUCAGACACAACGGUUUCACAACAGAGUAAGUGUAAAUUUGAGAUUCCAAAUUUCGGGGGCCGUUGGUAAUGUACGGCUGAAAAUAUACAGGUUACCUAACUUUAAUAUGCUCUUUCAGUUCCUGCUAACAAAAUUUUCCAAAAGUGAACUGUUUUCGUGUCUACAGAAAGUUUUUUUUUCACGUGAUCAACUAUUGCAAAGGGCUAUAGUAUGUGCGUGUUGUGAUUGGUCAUAGGUAUCACAAUGGUUUUAGUUUGACGUUCAACUAAAAACCCAUGUGAGGCUUUAUCGUACAUCGUAUUUCCAACCUAAAAGCUCCUCUGUUAUGUUACAGUGUACGUUAACCAUCGUCCAGCCUUCGGGUUAUCGCCGUUUGACUUGCACGAGGCAUUUAACAAACUGGGAAUUCCAGGUGACCAGGGUUUCGCUAUUGACCGUGACAGACUUCUUUCUCUGCUCCAGAACAAAGGUAUGGGACUAACGAUAGUCAGGAAAUUUAAAAAGGAAGAAGUCUCUGAACUCUCAGUCAGUACACUGAUGUGUAAUCAGUUGAAAACCACCCCUCACGCUCAAAUAAGUUCGGGUCAGUUCCAGUUCAGAGCCGUUGUCUGACACCUUGUUCUUUCGAGCGUGUCGAUUUCUCAAAUCAUGUAGUGUAGAUUUCGGGGAUGUUACGUUAUGCUAGUAAGGGUGGGCGUCUUGGUCGACAGUGGCCCAGUACUUUUACGACCUGCCCAACCGUGUCCGCGGGGCGCCUCUCUGAGAAUCUUAAUUGUUAAUGUGACAUACUCAAUGUGACAAGAUCGGCAGAUCGGUAUUGAAAAGGAUGAGGGAAUGACCCGGGGAGUUGAUCAUACUUGGUCGAAAAUUCGUUUUUUAAUAUGACAAAAGCUCCACCUUAAGAUUUCAUUAUUUACGUCCACAACUAUUCCCGUUUCUUGUACUUCUUGAAAAAAAUUUUUGGUAUGCUUUUUAUAGGCGAGCACAUGACGGAAGGCGAGAUGGCCGAGUAUAUGUCCACCUUAUUGGGUAUUGGAGAAUUAGGUGGUAGCGCGGAGACUGGGACUUACGACGCAUCUAACGCAGCCGAGCUGUUAAGAGAGCAUCUGCCAGAGAACAUAACUGCGGAUAAUUUUGCCGCACAGGUUUUGGGUUUUCUAACCGAGGGAGAGGGGACAGUUAGUACCAGCUAAAAACCAGUUUUGUUACAGAUUUUAUUUAAUUGCAUAGGCUUCGUACAGUACAGAAAAGAAACUGUUUUUAGGUUUGUGUGUUUUCUGUCUUUUCGCGAUAAACGCUGAAAACUCUUAUCUUCCUAGAGUGAAAACUUUAAAUUAACGCCUUGCUUCAUUGUAAAUAUGUAUAUACGUACACAAUCUCCAUAUAACGUGUGUAAAAACUAUAUAUUAGAAGAACCAGAUUCUAAUAAAGUUGUAUGUAUG